Messenger RNA from Mugil cephalus (flathead mullet), 4968 nucleotides. RefSeq names its product Rho GTPase activating protein 5 (gene arhgap5). Lineage: Eukaryota; Metazoa; Chordata; Actinopteri; Mugiliformes; Mugilidae. The record is from RefSeq and is a predicted model, not a curated record. The transcript has 7 exons. The coding region runs from base 448 to 4968 and encodes 1506 amino acids. Gene Ontology annotation, biological process: signal transduction. Gene Ontology annotation, molecular function: GTP binding; GTPase activity.
GAGUCGCCAUUACUGAGGCUGAGGGGAGGGGACCAGGGACCGAGGACCAGGGAAGGGCCCGGGUUCAGCUUCCAGCGCAUUCCUCUGAAACGGCACCGAAGCCCCGGAGAAGCAGCGCGGCGGCCCGGACACCUCCUCCUCCACCUCCUUCCGGACCGGACCUGGGCCCAGUGUGAGGGCCGCGGAGGCCGCGGACCGAGACCGGAGAGGCGGACUUUGAAGCUGUUCUUCCCCGCUCCGUGGUACGUGGAUCUGGGAGCGACCAUGUUAUUAGGAGGUUGCAGCUGAUGAGAGGAGAAUCCGGCUGCUCUGUCCCAGCUUGAAGAGGAUAGAGAGUGAGAAUGAAAGUGCCUCUGCGCCACUGACGCUCACAGUUGGAAUGAUAUUGUGACCUUUUUUUUUCCUGAAAGUGACCGAGCUACUAGCGAUGAGCAGCGGAGGGAUAUAAUGGCCAAGAACAAGGAUGCGCGACCGCCGACGUUCGCUGUCAGUGUGGUCGGCCUCUCCGGGACGGAGAAGGAGAAGGGAAACUGUGGCGUGGGCAAGUCCUGCCUCUGCAACCGCUACAUCCGACCCGAUGCAGACAACUACUACACGGAGCACACCUCAGUGCUCAGCACAAUAGACUUCGGAGGACGCGUGGUUAACAAUGACCACUUCUUGUACUGGGGGGAGGUGUCCCAUCGAGGGGAUGAGGGGCUGGACUGUAAAAUCCAAGUCAUCGAACAAACCGAGUUCAUUGACGACCAGACCUUCCUCCCUCAUCGGAGCACCAACCUGCAGCCGUACACCAAGCGAGCGGCGGCCGUCAAGCUCCAGUCGGCGGAGAAGCUGAUGUACAUCUGCACGGACCAGCUGGGCCUGGAGCAGGACUUUGACCAGAAGCAGAUGCCGGACGGGAAGCUGAACAUCGACGGCUUCGUGCUCUGCAUCGACGUCAGCAAGGGCUGCAACAGGAAGUUUGACGACCAGAUAAAGUUCGUCAACAGCCUCUAUUCUCAGAUCGUCAAGUCCAAGAAGCCGAUCGUUGUCGCCGCCACGAAAUGUGACGAGUGCGUGGACCAGCACCUGAGGGACCUGCAGGCGUUCGUCGCCAGCAAGAAGAACCUGAUGCUCAUCGAGACGUCAGCGCGCUCCAACGUCAACAUAGAGCUCUGCUUCAAUGCUCUGAUCCAGCAGCUGGACAAAACCAGGGGGAAGCCAAAAACUGUGCCAUACCUGGAGGCCUACAAGGUCCAGCGGCAGCUUGUUGCCUCUGUGACCGAUAGAUUUGAGAAACUGAUGGUACACACGGUGCGGGAUUAUCACAUCACAUGGAAAGCCGUAAUGAAUAACCUGAGGGGUCAGUCUGAUUACGACGAGUUCAUCACCCUGGAGGGCUCCAGGAAAGCACGCAACAUGUUCACCAAGCACAUUGCACAACUGAAGCAAGAGCACAUCAGGAGGCGGCGGGAGGAGUACCUGACCACGCUCCCAAAAACCCUCAACAACCUCCUCAACAACCUGGAGGAGGUGGAGCAGCUGUCGUGGCCCGAGGCGCAGAGCGUCAUUAGGAACCGGCACGAUUUCCAGUACUGGUUUGUGGUGCUGGAGCAGACGCCGUGGGACGAGACGGACCACAUUGACAACAGCGACCGCCGGAUACCCUUCGACCUCCUGGACACGCCCGACGGCGAGAGGAUCUAUCACAACCACGUCCAGCACCUGCUGUCGGAGAAGAGGAGGGUGGAGAUGAAGGAGAGGUUCAAGAAGACACUGGACAGGGUUCAUUUCAUCAGUCCUGGGCAGCCCUGGGAGGAAGUCAUGUGCUUCGUCAUGGAGGACGAGGCUUACAAGUACAUCACCGAAUCAGAUAGGAGGGAUGUUUACUGUAGACACCAGCAGGAAAUAGUUGAAAGGGCCAAAGAGGAUUUUCAGGAAAUGCUUUUUGAACACGCUGAGCUUUUCUACGAUUUGGACCUCAAUGCAACACCCAGCUGCGACAAGAUGAGCGAGAUUCACAGCGUGUUGAAUGAGGAGCCGAGGUACAGAGCUCUGCAGAAACUUGCCCCCGAUAGAGAGUCGCUCCUCCUCAAACACAUCGGGUUUGUUUACCAUCCCACAAAGGAGACAUGCCUGAGCGGGCACAACUGUGUGGAUCUGAAAGUGGAACAGAUUUUAGCAAACAGGCUGGUGCAGCUCGACCAUGGACGCUCCAACCUUUACUAUAACAGCGCCAACAUUGAUAAAAUCAACCUCUGCCUCCUGGGGAAAGAGGGCCUGUCCCAGGAACUGGCCAAUGAGAUCCGAGCUCAGUCCACAGAUGACGAAUACACCCUGGAUGGAAAGAUUUACGAGCUGGAGCUUCUCCCUGUGGACGUCAACUCCACGCUGCUCUUCAGCCACACGUGGGUUUCAACCUUCAAACCUCACGGCUGCUUCUGCGUCUUCAACUCCAUCGAGUCGCUCAACUGCAUCGGCGACUGCAUCGGCAGGAUCAGAGCAGAGAUUUCACAGAGCCGACGGGAUAGGUUCGCUCAGCCAUUGCCUUUUAUUCUCAUCCUGGCGAACCAGAGAGACAAUGUUUGUAAGAACAUACCGAUCCUGAGGCACCAGGGCCAACAGCUGGCUAACAAGCUGCAGUGCACCUUUGUUGACAUCCCAGCCGGUGCCUUCCCACGCAAAUUCACGGAGUUCCAGAUCAAGCAGGGGCUCCGAGCAGUGCUGGAGGGGCUGAAGCACAACUUUGACGUGUUGGCGCCGCUGCCUUGCAUCAAAGACAUGUCGGAGACGGACCUGAGGAUAGUCAUGUGUGCCAUGUGCUGGGACCCGUUCAGCGUGGACCUCAUCCUCUCGCCUUUCCUGGACUCACACUGCUGCAGCGCCGGGCAGCCAGGCCAGAGCAACACUUUGAUUCUGGACAAGAUCAUCGGAGACAGCCGGCGGAGGAUCCAGGUCACCAUCCUCUCCUACCACUCUGCCAUUGGCGUCCGCAAAGACGAGCUGGUGCACGGCUACAUCCUGGUUUACUCUGCCAAACGCAAGGCCUCGAUGGCAACACUGCGGGCCUUCCUGGCUGAGGUUCAGGACGUGAUCCCUGUCCAGAUGGUGGCGAUCACGGACAGCCAGGCCGACUUCUUUGAGAACGACGCCAUCAAGGAGCUGAUGACGGAGGGCGAGCACAUCGCCACGGAGAUCGCUGCCAAGUUCACGGCGCUCUACUCGCUUUCCCAGUACCAUCGGCAGACGGAGGUUUUCACGCCGUUCUUCAACGAAGUUCUGGAGAAGAAGCCAAGCAUCGAGAGUUCCUUCUUGUUUGACAGCUCGUCCCGUGAAUGCACCACUGGAGCCAGCGAGGACGUCUUCCCCACAUCGCCCCACAGCCACUCACCGGCCUACAACACCUACUACCCAGAGUCUGACGAUGACAACGAGGCCCCCCCUCCCUACAGUCCGAUAGGUGACGACGUUCAACUCCUCCCUACACCCAGCGAGCGAGCCAAGUACCGGAUUGACCUGGAGGGAAACGAGUACCCGGUCCACAGCACGCCUGUCGGAGACCAUGAACGCAACCACAAAGUGCCUCCACCUGUCCGACCCAAGCCGGUGCUCCCCAAGCCCAACGUCAAAAAGCUGGACCCCAACCUGCUGAAGACCAUUGAGGCCGGCAUGAGGAGCAACCGGAGAAUGCAUCGCAGCCCAGGGCAGCACACUGAAGAUGUGGAGGCAUCGGACAACUAUGCAGACCCCGUGGACACCCUGAGGUCCAGGGGGUUCCACAACGACGACAUAUACGCCGUUCCUGACGACGGCCACAGUCGCCUGGUCAAAAUCAGAAAUUCCUUCGGCGUGAUGCACGGCCUCCAAGCUGGAGGGGAGGAGGAGAACGGGUACGGCGGGAAAUCUCAGGCGGGACGGCGGCCGUCCAAGUACAAGCACCGCUCCAAGAUCCUCUUCAGCAAGACCAAGGCCUACCAACGUCGGUUCCAUUCCGACAGCGACGGCGAGGAGUCCGGUCCCGCUACGCAGAAAAAGAAGAAGGGACGAGCCCAUCGGGGCAGCGAGGAGGACCCACUGCUGUCCCCCGCUGACCCCUGGAAGGGCGGCAUCGACAACCCAGCCAUCACCUCCGACCCCGAGCAGGAUGACAAGAAAGUCAAGAAGAAGAAGACGCCCAAGACGCCAAAGGAACCCAAGAAGGCCAAAUCCUCCAAACCCCCCAAGCCUCUGUACCCCCCGACCCGGAGGACGUGGGAGAGCAACUACUUCGGCGUCCCCCUGCAGAGCCUGGUGGCGUCCGACCGGCCCAUCCCACUCUUCAUCGAGAAGUGUGUCGACUACAUCGAGCGGACGGGUUUAACCACCGAGGGUCUGUAUCGGGUCAGUGGGAACAAGACGGAUCAGGACAACAUCCAGAAACAGUUUGAUCAAGAUCACAGCAUUGACUUCGUGGUGAUGGACGUGGCGGUGAACGCUGCUGCUGGAGCUCUGAAGGCGUUCUUCGCCGACCUGCCCGACCCCCUGAUCCCCUACAGCCUGCACCCGGAGCUGGUGGAGGCAGCAAAAAUUGUGGACUACAUGGAGCGUCUGCAGGUUUUACGGGAGAUUGUGAAGAAGUUUCCUCCAGUUAACUACCAGGUCUUCAAAUACAUCAUCACACACCUGAACAGGGUCAGCCAGCACAGUAAAACCACCCUGAUGACGGCCGAUAACCUGUCCAUCUGCUUCUGGCCCACCCUGAUGCGUCCCGACUUCGAGAACAAGGACACGCUGUCCACCACCAAGCUGAACCAGGCCGUCAUCGAGUCCUUCAUCGUCCAGAGCGAUUACUUCUUCCACGGCGGCGAGGUGGCCGAGAGCUCGGGCAGCGAGGGCACGCCGCCGCCACACUGCCACAACAUGGUGGAGGCUCUGCUCCCGCUGCAGCUGCCCCCCCCUCUGCAGCCACAGCAGAUCCAACACACCCUGCCCCCAGACCCACUAUUAUAG